Microtus oregoni (creeping vole) is the source of this 6462-nucleotide messenger RNA. It is a transcript of the gene Pcgf5, whose product is annotated as polycomb group ring finger 5. Lineage: Eukaryota; Metazoa; Chordata; Mammalia; Rodentia; Cricetidae. The transcript is spliced from 10 exons. The record is from RefSeq and is a predicted model, not a curated record. Bases 467 to 1237 code for a protein of 256 amino acids. Gene Ontology annotation, cellular component: PRC1 complex. Gene Ontology annotation, biological process: regulation of transcription by RNA polymerase II.
GGGGGCGGGGCGGGCGUGCGGGGCUCGGGCUCUGCGCUCGGGGGCGACCCGGCCGGCCCGCGGCAACUUGUCCUGUCCCGUGGUCUCGGCGCGAGUGGCCCCGGCGCCCCGGCGGAGCACCUGCUAAGCGGCGGGAGGGCUUGAACCUCCGGGACCCGCGCCUCCCGACGCGGAAAAGUUGCCUUGGGCCGCCUGUGCGACACCGCAAGCCCUCGCUUCCUUUCGGCGUCUCGGUGACAGGGCUCUGGGCUUGGAUCCGGAGGGACUGCGUUUCCCACAGGUCGGAGCGCACCAAUAUGAAAAGGCAGCCCUGCCAGGAGGAGUGAUGGUCAGUGACCCUGCGCAGGCUGGGUGUUCAUGCUCAUGCCUCAGGACGCCUACAAGAACAUUGCGCCAGCUACUGGACCAGCUUUGCAUCCACUUAGUGCCCCUCUUUGCCUGAACUGGUGACGCCGGCAAACCACGAAUGGCUACCCAAAGGAAACACUUGGUGAAAGAUUUCAAUCCUUACAUCACCUGCUACAUCUGUAAAGGCUAUCUGAUCAAGCCCACAACAGUGACAGAAUGCCUCCAUACAUUCUGUAAGACCUGUAUUGUCCAGCACUUUGAAGACAGCAAUGAUUGUCCGAGGUGUGGCAACCAAGUUCAUGAAACAAAUCCAUUAGAAAUGUUGAGGUUGGAUAAUACAUUGGAGGAAAUUAUAUUUAAGCUGGUACCUGGACUACGAGAACAAGAACUUCAGCGUGAAUUGGAAUUUUGGAAGAAAAAUAAACCUCAAGAAAAUGGACAAGAUGACAUUUCAAAGGUUGAUAAAUCUAAAGCAGAUGAAGAAGGAGAUGAAAACCAAGAUGAUAAAGACUACCAUAGAAGUGACCCACAAAUUGCUAUCUGUCUGGAUUGUUUACGAAAUAAUGGGCAGUCGGGGGACAAUGUAGUGAAGGGUCUCAUGAAGAAAUUCAUUCGAUGUUCUACACGAGUCACUGUAGGAACUAUUAAAAAGUUUCUAAGUUUAAAACUAAAACUUCCAAGUUCUUAUGAGUUGGACGUGCUGUGCAAUGGUGAAAUUAUGGGGAAGGAUCAUACUAUGGAAUUCAUCUAUAUGACAAGAUGGCGACUAAGAGGAGAAAAUUUUCGCUGUCUGAACUGCUCAACCUCGCAAGUCUGCUCUCAGGAUGGCACUUUGUAUCAGUCGUACCCUAUGGUAUUGCAGUACCGACCAAGAAUUGAUUUUGGGUAGGCCGAGGGGCCCAGCCUGCACGGAAGGAACCCUGCACUGUUUGUUUACUCGUCGACAGAUUGCACAGUGACGGUGUGUGGACUCGGAGACACAGUCUGAUUGUCAGCAUGCACAUAAGGCAUCGUCUGUCUUGAAAUUGUCAGUUUCCUUCAUGUCGUUUCUCUUAGGAGCAAUCCAAGUGCCCUUCUGCUACUGACCAUCUGCAUAAGAUACUCGUCUCGUCUCACAGUGUGCAAGGCACGGCUGGACUCGGUUAGGUGUGCAGCCGUGACUCUGCUUUCUCAAUAUUUUGCUUGCCUGUUGCAAGAUUGUUCUAAUGUUAAUUACACUAGUAAAAUGGCUCAAUCCUUGUGGUGUUGCAGUUUUCACAUACUUAAUACUUUUAUUCUUGUUAAAAUAGAGUACUGUACAAGAACCUAGUAUAAUUAUAUCUUGAAAUUAUUUUGUAUAAGAAUAUAUUUAGAAAAGUGGUUUCUGAACCACUGUCCUAUUCUUGGUAAACUUUUAUGUAAAAAAGAAUAAACAGCCAAAAAAAAAAAAAAACCAAAAUACCAGCUCAUUCUUGAGUGUAAGUCCUUUUGUGAAGAAUUCCAGUUACCUUUUGACCAGAGCACAUUACAAUGUGAGAUACCCUGAAAGGUCUGGGUAGUCUCUGCCAUUGCACAGGAAGGCAUAUUAGCCCUUCACAUUGAAAACAUAUAUGAUUUGGACAACUGAAGUUCAUAACGUUGGCAGCUGAUCAUACUGACUUCUAAUAAAUUAAUGUGUGAGUAUGUUGACGUCUGUUACUGUCUUAGGGAAGUGGGUGUUGCUUACAAAACUCCAUUGGUUGUCUGGCCCAUGUUGUGUGCAUCAUUGCAUUGUUGACGCCGUUCUUUGAAGUAUCGUUUCUUCCAAGUUGUCCUUAGGCGUGUGUUGUGGCAUGCAGAGGGUUGUGUAUGAUGGUUUUAAAUACUAAGACGUUAGAUAAUAUUCGCUCAUUUAUGGAUUUCCAAAAUCUCAAAUUACUGAUCCAGAUUGUUAGCUGCACAGCACAUAUCCAAACCAUACGCACAAAACAAAAUAAAUGCCAUGUAGUAGAUAAAUAUUCUAACCAAAAUUAGUGGUUUGGGGUAGUUUAUUAGGUUACUAUAGUAAACAGGAGAAGUGGGAUUGUUGUUUUAACUGUGAGUUCAUUAAAGGUGGGUGUACCAGAAGUGAGAACCGUGAUGGUGUACUUGAUGUUGGCAAUUUGCUUCCAUCUUCCAUUCAUUUUAAAAUUAGCCUGCAAGUCAGGUCCUCUGUUACCUUAUUACAUGAGUAACAUUUUAGCUCUUGUAAAAUACAUAGUUGAAAAAGAAAACUGUGGAAUAUGUCAGUUGGUUGCUUUGAAACAAGUUAACUUCUGAGGGGUGGGGAAAUGAGGGAAGAUGACCGCUUAUAGAAAUCUGACGAGCACUGCGUGUUCACACAUCGUUGUUAAGACUGAACAUGGGUGCUCUAUGCUUUCCAGCAAAAUAUGUCAUAAGCUAAUGCUUUCUGGAUUCCAGAGUGCGCCAUAGAAAUAAAACAUACAGCCCUAAGAAAUAACAAAGUGCAGCUCAAUCUUGGCAUAUUUCAUAAUAUAAAAGUUUAAAAGUUUGGGAUUAUUUUUCCUUUUAUCUUUUUUUUUCCAAGUCAAAAAGUGUAUUAAAGUUCGCUGCAUUAGAAGACCACAGCAUCUUUAACUUUAUCUUGUUAGAAUGGCCGUUCCUGGAAGAACUCACAAGCAGGGCUUAAAAGGCAGUUCAUUUACUCUAAAGUUUAGAGACGAUCAUUAUACUUGACAAAAAAAAAAAAAACAAUUUAUUAUCUGGCUAUAGAAAUGAUUUUGACAUUUUAUAAAACCUAGUUGCCCCUAAAAAAAUUUUAAAGAUACUAUAUUUGUCAUGUUUAGAUAAGUGUAUUUUAAAUAUGGAGGUUAAUUAUAAUAAACUUAAGUCAAAAUCAGUUUUGAAAGCCACACGCUGACUCAGCUGUUUGGCUCCCCAACCAAAACUUAAGGCCAUAGGUGAAUUAAAUAUAUAUGAUUACUUUAAAUUUUGCUAGUUGCCUGACAUGUUACGACUAUUUUCCAAGGGAUACAUAGGAAACAGUUAAUAAAACAGCCGUUUUAUAAAAAUUCUUCUUUAUUUAAUGUUAUGCAUUGGUGUUUUCACUGAGAUGCAAUAGAGUAUGUGCCAAAACACACCAUUAAGGACGGCUGAUGUCAUAUGGAAACAUGAGUAAUGUGGUAUUGCUGGUGGCAUCGGGCUUUUUCAGCCGCCUCCUCUGGUACAUCAGCCAAGUGUGGAACAUUUCCUUGACUGGUGUGACACGUACCCGCUGUGGGAAACAUGAGCAGGCACUGUUUGUGGCCAGCUUUACAUGUACAGGGUUUCUUUAGCAUGACCCAGUGUAUUUAAAUAAUCUUCAGGAAUAGCACUCUGGAUCUAUACACUUAAGAAUAAAUGAACAUUAUUCUUCAAUCUGUUGUUCCUUAAGCAAUAAACUAAAGAAUUCUACUCCAGAAAAGAUUUUGUUACCUGUUUUACCUGCCUUAAAAAUCAGACAUAAAGAGACCAAGGAAUCUUGGCUAUAAAAAUGCCUGUGGUCUGUAAGAAUCUCUUUAAAUUGCAGUAAUCACAUAAUAGAGAAAUGAAAACGUCCUUUUCCAAGCUUAAAAAAUAAACUAAAAGGCUCAUUGAUGAGGUUAUAUUAAGUCUGAGAUUUGGGUAUCGAGAAUAAUGGUUUUUGGCAGCUUUUACAUAUUCCUUAUUCACCAAGCAUCUGCCCCAUACUAGUGUGUUUCACGGGACAAAUGCAGUGAGCACAGAAGAAAGAACCCAGUGUGUUAUAUAAUGUGAACCGUUAAGCUUUACUGACUGUUUAAAAGAAAGUGCCUCAUUGCUAAAGUGCAUUCUGUUUUAGGUUUCCUGCAUAAGUCUCCAGUCAUCUAUAUCUGUCUCAUAACUGGUUUCAUAUCUAAACGGGCACUUAACAAGCUAAAGUAGUCUUUUUAGAAAGAGUUUUAUAAGAAUAUAGGUAUCACCAAAGACGUUUUAUUGUUAGUAACCAUGUUGGAGAGAGUUUGGACAGUUGAGAGGAUGGGAGCUGUUAGACUGUGACAUCGCUUACUGAAGCACUGCCCAUGAUGCACUGCGGUGAGAUUUCUGGGUGGGGCGGGUCAAGUGUCUCCGCGGCAGCCAGCAUACUCCUCUUCAGGUGUGUGCACCUUUGCUUCAGCACCAUGCAGUGGAUCUUAGAAAAUCCUCACGUGUGAGGAAGAAAGAAAUACCGUCCCCAUGAAAAUGGGUGAAAUACAGACUUAGAAAAUUUAGAUUUUUAAAUUUUAAGACGCCUUUUAUUCCAUGGAGGUGGCCUGAUGGAAAUUAUGCCUGUUUAGCUCCGGGCUUCUUGGUAGACACGCUUUAGUAGAAGUGCCGAAGGGCCUGCCUGUGUAGGACAUACAUAGUACAUCCUACUGGAUUUACAGAUGCACUUUUGCUGUUUUGAAAAGCGAAAUUCCCCAAGGGCCUGUGAUGGUCUUUUCUUUAAAAGUGACUUUCUUAGCAGUUACUUUAUUGUUAUUAAACUUAGCCAUGUGGCAAAAUUUUGACAAAAAGCACUGAAAAAUACGCACGCCAUUCUUUUUCUGGGGUUGUUGGUCUGCUCUGUGCCACCACUAAGGUAAAAUCCGCCUGAGGUGGACCAACUGCAGAGUGGAUGAAACUGCCCCACGGUCCUGUGUAGUCUGGUCUGCAAGCACUGUGCAACUGAGCCAUCCAUAUCCCUCAUCCAUUCCUCUGAUUGGAUAAGGAAUUCUCUAGAAAUCUGUGCUUUAUAUCAGUGAAACAUAAGUCUGAAUUUGCCAAAACUUCUGGGUUAGAAUCAUAAUGCCCUGAAAUGCUGUUCCGGUUGUUUACAGUGUGUAAAUCCUCUGGAGAACAGUAAGGGAUGUACGUGGUGCAUCUGCUGGGCCUGCUUCAUGGGAGCCUGAACAGAUCUCUAGAGACCAGACGCCCUUCAGAGCACAGAAUCACCACGGGGUUGGGUUUACUUGGUGGGCUUCGCUCCAGUGUGUUUUGAUUGAAAACAUGAGAUUAAGAUAAAAUGUCCUUAGUGGCUUUAAUUGGAUUAAGUUGUAGUGUUUCUCAGGUCAUUUGAAAGUCCUUCUUUUCCUGGAACAUGAUUUUCACAAAUAGUAAGUUUACACCAUAUUUUCUAGUAGAAUUAAAAUAUUUGGGCACUUUUUCAGAAAAUGAUAUAAUUUUCUGAAAAUUAAACAUUUCAAAAGAAUCGCUUUAAAUUCUCAUGCAGAUGUCCCUGUCCUCGGCCACCUUUCCAUGAUUCAAAAUGGCGGCUUUCCAGUAAGGUGUUUAUCUUAAUUGUCUUUGACUCUAGAAUCAAGGGUAACACAGAUGUGUUAACUACCAGGCCUAGCUUUCUUCAGUUUUGUAGCGCUUACUAGAAAGCCAGCUGUAGCACACGUGGGGACAUCUCCACAGUCUGGUGUAUUGACAUGGGACCAGGAGCGGCUCCUUUACACAUGGGCAUGUCUGGAGGUCACCCUAGCACUGUGGAAGGCCGGCUUUCUUUUGCAGUCUCUUUCAGAAUGGGGGUGGGGGUCUAAGUGUCCUUAUGAAGCUGUGGUCUAGGACAAGAAUGUGGGGGGAGGGGGGUGUGUUCCUUCACUUUGCUGUGCCUGUGCUCAACAGCGAUCAUUUCUUAGAAUAGCCCUUGCGGUAAAUCUAGCACAGAAUAGAUUGUAGAGUUAUGUUGCUAAUUUUAUUUUGAAAUACGAAAUAUUUUAAGCUUUUUGUCAAAAGUGGUAACAUCUUAAUACAAAUAAAAACCUUUUUGUGGUUGUAAGAUUUAGCUUAUGAAUCAUUCAAAUUGAAGUGAAAGAAUUGCCAGGUCAUUGUUAAUGACGUAGUCUAUCAAGAGUCUAUGUAUUUUUGUAAAGGAAAAGCAACUGUAGAUAUUUAAUCAGUAUAAGGUCUGUGUCUGUUCCGCAGAAAGAAAAUGCUGCUUAGAGAUUCUCUUUAAAUAUUUUUUAUUUUUGUGCUCACGUAUUUUCUGUUAAUCUAUGGAAUGUUCUGUACAAAACUGUAUGACUGUACUGUUGAGCUGGAUAGUUUUUGUUGUUGUUUUUUUAAUUCUGGGCUUAGCCAUGUAUAUUUGACCAUGUUGAAAAUAGUAUCUUUGUUAUUAAAUUUUUGAUUGCA